AUGACCACAGAGAGCUUUGCAGAAUUCUUGAACAAGCUCAAGGAAAUCCAUGAAAAAGAAGUUCAAGGUCUGCAAACAAAGCUAACGGAGCUGACGACAGAGAAGUGCCGCGAUGCCCAGAGAAUUGAAGAGUUGUUUGCUAAAAACCACCAACUAAGGGAACAACAGAAGGUCCUCAAAGAAAAUGUAAAAGUGCUGGAGAACAGGCUGCGAGCAGGUCUCUGUGACAGAUGCAUGGUCACCCAGGAGCUGGCAAAAAAGAAGCAGAAUGAAUAUGAAAAUUCCCAUUUCCAGAGCCUCCAGCACAUCUUCAUUCUCACCAAUGAGAUGAGCCGCCUGAAGGAGGAGAACAAAACUCUCAAGGAAGAACUGAAGAGGCUCCAGAGUCCAGAGGACAGGAUCAAGUACCAAGGAGCCAUCUCCAGGGAGCACAGCUCCACACCCAGCUCCCCACUGCCAUUACUGUCCCCCACUAGCAGGAACACCAGCGCCGACAGAGCGGUUCUUGGAGCAGCAGAGGACUCCCAGCACGGUGUGCCGGGCCUCGAGCUGGGGGAAGAGAAGACCACAGGACAGAGAAGCUCUCCUUGCAGCAGGAUUUCCCCAAGCACUAUCCUCCAAGAAGCCAGCCUGGCAGAAAUGGCAUCCCAGAGAAUUGCCAACCAGCUACACGGCACCAUCGCCCUGGUGAGGCACAGCCUGGAGAAAAGUCCUUCGAGGGCUGCAGUGUCUCCACCGGCCAGGAAGAUCCCACUGCCACCAGAGCAGGAACGCAGCCCCAGCCUGGAGCCUUACUUAACAACAACCAAGCCAAUCUCCCCCAAGACUGCUCCAUCCUAUGAAAGCCUAAAGCUGACUGCCCGCAAAGAGCAGCUCUGCCUCCUCAACAAGCACCUUGCCCUGCACCAGCUGGGGCUGGCAAGUGGUUGCGUUCCACCCGAUGGGGACAGCAGUUUCCACAGCCGUUUGCUCAGGGCCACAGAUGGUGGUGGCAGGACAAGGCCACGUGAUGACUGGGAUGACAGAGCUGCCCUUCUGAAGCUCCCUGCAGCUGUGGUGUAUGUGAGGGACCAGCACCUGGAGGGGAAGCUGCACCUCCUCAAGCACCGUGAGCGGCUGCAACAUCUGGAGCAGCAGCAAAGCCUUCGGGUCAGGGUGGAUGGGGAGCCCAAAGCUGUGCCCAAGGAGCGGCCACUGUCCCCAUGCCUGAGCAUCGCAGUGGGAUGCAAGGAAGAGAGGAUGGAGGAUGCUGCAGAUGGGAAGGUGGAGAGAGUGCUCUGGUUGAGCCGGGAUGGCUCUGAGCACCGAGGAAAGGUGGAAGCAUUGAAAGACUAUGGUAUGGAUGUCCCACUGGACCUGUCAGACACCAGGCGUGGGAGGGGAAUGGGACGGAUCAAGCACCAGGAGGCCACCAGUCCAUGUCUGAGCCCAGGGGACAGCCCCAUGCAUGGCUCCUGCAGAAGACAUGGGAUGGAGCGGGACAGCUCACAGCCUCACAGCUGCUGGCAUGAUGCUGCCCAGAGACAGGUCACAGAGCAGCCUGGUGCCAUUAAGGAGGAGGAGGAGGAGGAGGAAGAGGAAGAGGAGGCAGCUAUGCUCGCUCUCUCCCGGAUGCAUCCUAUAAACAAGUCACCACCAAGCAACACAGAGACUCCUCCAGAGCCCAGGGUGAGACUGGUAGCCAGUGCACAGAAGGAAGAACCAGGUAAAGAGCCUCAGGCGAGCCUGACAUCUGAGAAGGCAAAUGCCAAAGAUGAUGAUGAUGGUGAUGAUGACGAGUCCACAAAGCAGGAAUCUGAUGAGGCAGAUACAACAGACAGCGAGGUGGCUUCUCCCUAUGAAUACGACGUCCUGCAAGAAGCCCAGUCAGAAGGGAAAUAUUUUUGCACCAAAGACAAAGCUCAUGCACUGCAGAAGAAGAGAAGAGGACAGGAUUCCUGGACAAAAGGCUCCAAGAAGGCAAUGAGAGGAAGAAAGAAAGUCAAAGUGGAGCAGUGCUCGCUGGGGAUGACAGAGAAAGCGGAGAGCUGCUUGGCUUCCCACCAUGACCCCUCUGAGGAGAGUUAA
Messenger RNA from Centrocercus urophasianus (Greater sage-grouse), 2067 nucleotides. RefSeq names its product RBBP8 N-terminal like (gene RBBP8NL). Gene Ontology annotation, molecular function: single-stranded DNA binding; double-strand/single-strand DNA junction binding; damaged DNA binding. Gene Ontology annotation, biological process: double-strand break repair via homologous recombination; DNA double-strand break processing involved in repair via single-strand annealing. Gene Ontology annotation, cellular component: site of double-strand break. The coding region runs from base 1 to 2067 and encodes 688 amino acids. The transcript is spliced from 13 exons. The record is from RefSeq and is a predicted model, not a curated record. NCBI's taxonomy places the organism in Eukaryota, Metazoa, Chordata, Aves, Galliformes, Phasianidae.